CAGGUCACGUGACGCGAUCUGCCUGCUCACUGUGAGUGCCAGUAAGCUGAGUGAUCACUUAGAGAGCUGCAGAAUGCCUUCCUCUUGGCUUCCCGCCGUUGGAUUCACCCUCCUGCCUCACGUGGGAGGAAUAUUGGGGGGACUGAUAACCAGAAGAGAAGUACGGACGUGGUACACCACACUAGUGAAACCAUCGUGGCGCCCCCCAAACUGGAUGUUUGCACCCGUCUGGACCACUCUGUAUACCUCCAUUGGGUACGGAUCGUAUCUUAUCUAUAAAGAACUCGGGGGGUUCACUGAAGAUGCUGUGGUUCCUCUCGGACUCUACGCAGGCCAGCUUGCGCUCAACUGGGCCUGGACCCCCAUCUUCUUUGGUGCCCACAAAAUAGGCUGGAGCUUGGCUGUGCUGAUUGUCCUCACCGAGGCUGCUACCGCCACUGCGAUAUCCUGGUACCCAAUCAACAAGACCGCAGCCUAUCUGAUGGUGCCUUACCUGGGGUGGCUGAUGCUCGCCUCCACCCUAAACUACUGCAUCUGGAGAGAUAACAAGGACAAGUCCGAAUAAGGAAGAAUGCUAUUUCAUGCUGCAAUAAGGAUAACCAGCAAUUUUAUACACAAAAUCUAUUUAUAUUGAUGUUAAAAUGUUAACCCUUUAAGCGGCAGGCAUAUGACCAAAUGCAUAAUAUGCCAAGUGUCGAUAAACCGUUUUUUAUUUACAAAUACCUAAUUUGGUGUGAUUUGUAUGCUCACAAUGUGUCUGAUAUUUUAAUCCAGCAGUUAAACUAAGCAGAAACAUUUGUGUCAUUAAGAAAAGUUAAAAUAAAUGGUAA
Molecule: messenger RNA, 830 nt
Organism: Pelobates fuscus (common spadefoot toad)
Lineage: Eukaryota; Metazoa; Chordata; Amphibia; Anura; Pelobatidae
Gene: TSPO
Product: translocator protein
Exons: 4
Coding region: 74-565 (163 amino acids)
Cellular component (GO): mitochondrial outer membrane
Source: RefSeq, a predicted model, not a curated record